This is a messenger RNA of Gastrolobium bilobum, 1818 nucleotides long. Its product is annotated as aspartic proteinase 36-like. Gene Ontology annotation, biological process: proteolysis. Lineage: Eukaryota; Viridiplantae; Streptophyta; Magnoliopsida; Fabales; Fabaceae. Gene Ontology annotation, molecular function: aspartic-type endopeptidase activity. The transcript has 10 exons. Bases 172 to 1659 code for a protein of 495 amino acids. The record is from RefSeq and is a predicted model, not a curated record.
UUAUAGAGAUUAGAAUCUCUUUCUCUUUCUCUCUCUCUCUGGAAUUAUGAUCAUGAAGCACAACUACAACACUAAUUAUUUUUGCACUGCGUUGCUUUUUGUUCUUAUAUUCCUUUAGUGUCUCAAUCCCACUUUGCUUUCCUUUGUUCCUCUUUCCAACAACCGACACUAAUGGUGGCGGCGGCCGCUUUUCUCUUCACUGUCGCGUUGCUGUUGGCGGAGGCUGUUUCUGGAUUUCCGGUGACUCUGAAACUGGAAAGGGCAUUUCCUUCGAAUCAUGGGGUGGAGUUAAGUGAGCUCAGAGCGUGGGACACUGUAAGACAUCGUAGAAUGUUACAGAGUACUAACUAUGUUGUCGAUUUCCCAGUUAAAGGCGCAUCCGAUCCCUCACAAGUCGGGCUUUAUUUUACAAAGGUGCAAUUGGGUUCUCCUCCAAGGGAGUUUCAUGUGCAGAUUGACACUGGCAGUGAUGUUCUUUGGGUUAGUUGUGGUUCCUGCAAUGGUUGUCCCCAGACAAGUGGUCUCCCAAUUCAGCUCAAUUACUUCGACCCUGGGAGUUCAUCAACAUCUUCAUUGAUUUCUUGUUUUGACCAAAGGUGCAGGAGUGGAGUACAGUCAUCAGAUGCUAGCUGUUCCAGUCAGAGCAACCAAUGCACUUACACAUUCCAGUAUGGAGAUGGUAGUGGAACAUCAGGCUAUUAUGUAUCAGACUUGAUGCAUUUUGCCAGUAUUUUUCAGGGACAUUUCACCACAAAUUCAUCAGCCCCAGUAGUUUUUGGUUGUAGCAAUCUUCAGACUGGGGACUUAACAAAGUCUGAUAGAGCAGUGGAUGGGAUUUUUGGAUUUGGGCAACAGGGCAUGUCUGUCAUUGACCAGCUAUCCUCACAAGGACUAGCUCCAAGAGUGUUCUCUCAUUGCCUGAAAGGAGACAGUAGUGGUGGGGGCUUAUUGGUUCUUGGUGAGAUUGUGGAGCCAAACAUAAUUUAUAGUCCACUUGUUCCAUCACAGCCUCAUUACAAUUUAAAUAUGCAGAGCAUCUCUGUCAAUGGCCAAGCAUUGCAAAUUGAUCCUGCAGUUUUUGCUACAUCAAACACUAGAGGUACCAUUAUUGAUUCUGGAACAACUCUGGCGUACCUUGCAGAUGAGGCUUACAAUCCCUUUGUCAAUGCGAUUACAGCUGCUAUUCCACAAUCUGUGCGCACUGUUCUUUCUAGAGGAAAUCAGUGUUACUUAACAACAAAGACCAGCAUUGCUGACAUUUUUCCUCAAGUAAGUCUGAACUUUGCUGGUGGUGCAUCUCUGGUUUUAAGGCCACAGGACUACCUUAUUCGGCAGAAUUAUAUUGGCGAUGGAUCAGUGUGGUGUAUUGGCUUUCAGAAAAUCCAGGGUCAAGGUGUAACAAUUCUAGGAGACCUUGUAUUGAAAGACAAAAUUUUUGUCUAUGAUCUUGCUGGUCAACGCAUUGGAUGGGUUAGCUAUGACUGUUCUUUGCCGGUUAAUGUAUCUGCAUCAACUGGUACGGGAAGAAGUGAAUUUGUCGACGCAGGAGAGCAAAGUGGCAGCACUUCUUUACGUGAUGGACCUCACAAGUUGAUAAACAUAGGUGUCCUUGCUCUCUUCAUGCACAUAACACUGAUAUGCUGCUUUGUAUUUUUGUAGCAUGUGGAAUUGGAACUAAUAUUCUUUUUUACAAUGUAUAUAUUCUCUUGCUGGUAUAUAAUUACUUGGGUUGUCGCUUGUGCCUUCUUUCUGCACAAUAGGUUGGUCUCUUUUUAAUUUCAGGUGCUUAUGUAAGUCACCCUUUACCAGCCAUAUUUC